ACCAUUCGCUCGACAUAACUAGACGGCAGUCAGUUGUUCGAUACCAACCGGUGAAGAACGCAAGUAUUCCUUUUGUUUAGCAGCCGACUUGACCAAAUAGCGACUGACCAGAGUUUGAAUGCGUCAGUCAUCCUUGAAAAGUUGACACGUUGAAGGGACGCAGCCAGUGUUUGGUUUGUGACCUAACAUCACAGUGCUAAAAAGAAAGAAAAGAAAAUGCGACUCGUUUCGAUUCGCCGCCAUUUUCAUUACUUCUCCACAGUCGCCAUUAUUUCUUGCUGUUACGUCAUGUUGCUUAAAACUUCUUCGAAGAACGAUGCUAAAGACAUAAGCAAUCAGCCAGAGCAUCAGCAAUUAGGGGACGUUAAAAAUGGUGUGCUCAUUGAAUUUCAAGAUGAAAUUCAAGUACUGCCUCAUGCAGCACAUGCUGCCAAAGUAGAAAUCCAGCAACCAGUGACAGAUGCCGUGCCAAAGAAAAUCGAUAGGAUUGAACAUUUGCCAGCCAUGGGAGCACCGUCCACAAAUCCAAACAAAACGCUCAAUUGGCUCGAUUUGUGGUCAAAUGAUACGUAUUGCAAUCAGUUCACUGUUCAUCUUCUUGAAGAGAACAGUGUACAACCUCGAGCUCUAGUGUCUUUCCCUGGCAGCGGAAACACUUGGUUGCGUAUGUUGUUGAUGGGCGUGACUGGACUGUACGUCGAUACCAUCUACCCGGGCGAUGAACUCUUCGUGUCCAAAGCUGGUAGCACGUACGAAUUAAACAAGGACUGCAAUUGUUCGUUACUACAGAAAACUCAUGACCUGUCGCUUUUCUCGGUGAUUUACAACAUGGCAAUGGCCAACAAGUCGACCGAAAAACGGAUCCACCAGGAAGUUGAACAAUUCCGUGGAGAUGGAAUCCUUGUUAUUCGUAAUCCUUUCAAGGCUAUCUUGUCCUAUCGUAAUUUUGCCUUCGGUGGAAACAUGGCCGGCUUAGCUCCAGUCGAAGCUUUUUCUCAAGGACUUGAACCCGUUCGAAUUGGAAACCGAAAAAUAUCCACAUGGGAUCAGUUCGUCAGCCGCAGCGUCGCUAGUUGGGAAAUGUUGGCAACAGUCUGGAUCAGAGGAUUGAAACGUGGUGGCGUCGUCUACUACGAGAAACUGCGUCGGGACACGGGCCCGCAGCUGUUGCGGAUGGCCGAGAUGUUGGGCAUUCCAAACGUGAAUAAAGAUCGGUUAGAUUGCGUUCUACGUCACAAUCAGGACAACACGUUCAAACGAAGCGAAUCUGGCCCGAAGAAUUAUCCAAAGAAUCCAUUUACGGAGAGCCAACAUUUGCUGAUAUUGAAAUCCAUUCAAAGCGUCCAAAUGGCAUUGAAAGAACGAGGGCUCGACCCGUUACCUGUCGAGAUGUACGAUUUCUACACGCCAAUGUACCAAUACGGUCAUUCGAUCGGCUAUUAUGCCCUGUGAUUGCAUUUUUUUUUUUUUACAUUAAAAAAAAAUCUAUUCAUGUUAAGAUUAUGCAUGUUAAGAUUGAAGCGUUUCCUAAUUAAAGAAUUGAAACCUAUUGUUCAACCUAAAGUAUUGUGACAUUGUUACCAAUGGCUGUGUAAUGUAUUGUUUAAUCUGCAAUUUUGAUAUGAUAUUCACUAAUUAUACACGCCCUUUAAAAAGGUU
Messenger RNA from Daphnia magna, 1659 nucleotides. RefSeq names its product WSC domain-containing protein 2. The record is from RefSeq and is a predicted model, not a curated record. The transcript has 4 exons. Lineage: Eukaryota; Metazoa; Arthropoda; Branchiopoda; Diplostraca; Daphniidae. Bases 217 to 1452 code for a protein of 411 amino acids.